Messenger RNA from Phodopus roborovskii (desert hamster), 3426 nucleotides. RefSeq names its product ankyrin repeat domain 52 (gene Ankrd52). Gene Ontology annotation, molecular function: protein binding. The transcript has 28 exons. Lineage: Eukaryota; Metazoa; Chordata; Mammalia; Rodentia; Cricetidae. The record is from RefSeq and is a predicted model, not a curated record. Bases 124 to 3354 code for a protein of 1076 amino acids.
CCGCCGCCGCCGCCGCCGCAGCCGCCGCCUGGGCCGCCCGUGUCCCCGGUGGAGCCGCCGCCGCCGCCGCUGCCGCCGCCGCCGCCGCCGCGAGCUCGAUGCGGACGGAGCCUGGGCCGGGCCAUGGGGAUCCUCAGCAUCACGGACCAGCCGCCCCUGGUCCAGGCCAUCUUUAGCCGAGAUGUGGAGGAAGUGCGUUCCCUCCUCUCGCAGAAGGAGAACAUCAAUGUGCUGGACCAGGAGAGGCGAACCCCAUUGCAUGCUGCUGCCUACGUAGGCGAUGUCCCCAUCCUCCAAUUGCUACUGAUGUCAGGUGCUAAUGUCAACGCUAAGGACACACUGUGGCUGACCCCUCUUCAUCGUGCUGCUGCCUCCCGAAACGAGAAGGUGCUGGGGCUGCUACUGGCACAUUCAGCUGAUGUGAAUGCCCGGGACAAGCUGUGGCAGACACCACUGCAUGUGGCUGCUGCCAACCGGGCCACCAAGUGUGCUGAGGCUCUGGCACCCCUGUUGAGCAGCCUGAAUGUGGCUGACAGGAGUGGGCGCAGCGCUCUGCACCAUGCAGUUCACAGUGGGCAUCUGGAGACGGUGAACCUGCUCCUCAACAAGGGAGCGAGCCUGAAUGUCUGCGAUAAAAAGGAGCGGCAGCCACUGCACUGGGCAGCUUUUCUAGGGCAUUUGGAGGUCCUGAAACUUCUGGUGGCACGUGGAGCAGACCUCAGCUGUAAAGACCGGAAGGGCUACGGGCUGUUGCACACAGCUGCGGCCAGCGGCCAGAUCGAAGUGGUGAAGUACUUGCUCCGAAUGGGGGCCGAGAUCGAUGAGCCCAACGCUUUUGGAAACACAGCUUUGCACAUCGCCUGCUACCUGGGCCAGGAUGCUGUGGCCAUAGAACUCGUGAAUGCCGGAGCUAAUGUCAACCAGCCAAAUGACAAGGGUUUCACACCACUGCAUGUGGCAGCUGUCUCCACCAAUGGCGCACUCUGCUUGGAGCUGUUGGUCAAUAACGGGGCUGAUGUCAACUACCAGAGCAAAGAAGGAAAAAGUCCUCUGCACAUGGCUGCCAUUCAUGGCCGAUUUACCCGCUCCCAGAUCCUCAUCCAGAAUGGUAGCGAGAUUGAUUGUGCUGACAAAUUUGGGAACACACCACUACAUGUGGCUGCCCGCUACGGACACGAGCUGCUCAUCAGCACCCUCAUGACCAAUGGCGCGGAUACCGCCCGGCGCGGUAUCCACGACAUGUUUCCCCUGCACUUAGCUGUUCUCUUUGGAUUCUCUGACUGUUGCCGGAAGCUUCUUUCUUCAGGUCAGCUGUACAGCAUCGUGUCUUCGCUCAGCAAUGAGCAUGUGCUUUCCGCUGGGUUUGACAUCAACACCCCGGACAGCCUUGGCCGCACCUGUCUCCAUGCUGCUGCUUCUGGAGGGAACGUUGAAUGUCUUAAUUUGCUUUUGAGCAGUGGAGCUGACCUGAGGAGGAGAGACAAGUUUGGAAGGACUCCACUGCACUAUGCAGCUGCCAACGGUAGCUACCAGUGCGCAGUGACACUGGUGACCGCCGGGGCGGGCGUCAAUGAGGCUGACUGCAAAGGCUGCUCCCCCCUUCACUACGCUGCUGCCUCUGACACCUACCGGAGGGCGGAACCCCACACUGCUUCCAGCCAUGAUGCGGAAGAGGAUGAGCUGCUGAAGGAGUCCCGCAGGAAGGAGGCCUUCUUCUGUCUGGAGUUCUUAUUGGAUAAUGGUGCAGACCCCUCCCUGCGGGACAGGCAGGGCUACACAGCUGUGCACUAUGCAGCCGCCUACGGCAACAGACAGAACCUCGAACUGCUCUUAGAAAUGUCCUUUAACUGCCUGGAGGAUGUGGAGAGCACUGUUCCAGUCAGCCCUUUGCACUUAGCUGCCUACAAUGGUCACUGUGAAGCCCUGAAGACACUGGCUGAGACGCUGGUGAAUCUGGAUGUAAGGGACCACAAGGGCCGCACCGCGCUCUUCCUGGCCACCGAGCGAGGCUCUACUGAGUGUGUGGAGGUGCUCACAGCCCAUGGUGCCUCUGCCCUCAUCAAGGAGCGUAAACGCAAGUGGACACCCCUACAUGCUGCUGCUGCCUCCGGCCACACCGAUUCCCUGCACUUGCUGAUAGACAGUGGGGAGCGAGCUGACAUCACAGACGUCAUGGACGCCUAUGGACAGACCCCACUGAUGCUGGCCAUUAUGAAUGGUCAUGUGGAUUGUGUACAUCUGCUGUUAGAGAAGGGAUCCACGGCCGAUGCUGCUGACCUCCGUGGCCGCACCGCCCUCCACCGUGGGGCAGUGACUGGCUGUGAGGAUUGCCUGGCUGCCCUGCUGGACCAUGAUGCAUUUGUGCUGUGCCGAGACUUUAAGGGCCGCACACCUAUUCACCUGGCCUCAGCCUGUGGCCAUGCUGCAGUGCUGCGGACCCUGCUGCAGGCUGCCCUCUCCACAGACCCCCUAGAUGCUGGUGUGGAUUACAGCGGAUACUCGCCCAUGCACUGGGCCUCCUACACUGGACAUGAAGAUUGUCUGGAGUUGUUACUUGAACACAGCCCGUUCUCAUACUUGGAGGGAAACCCCUUCACUCCUUUGCACUGUGCAGUAAUUAAUAACCAGGACGGCACCACAGAGAUGCUGCUGGGAGCUCUGGGUGCCAAGAUUGUGAACAGCCGAGACGCCAAAGGACGGACCCCCCUUCACGCCGCUGCCUUCGCGGACAAUGUGUCUGGGCUCCGGAUGCUGUUGCAGCAUCAAGCUGAAGUGGACGCCACUGACCACACUGGGCGCACUGCACUCAUGACGGCAGCCGAGAAUGGGCAGACUGCUGCUGUGGAAUUUCUGCUGUAUCGAGGGAAGGCUGACCUCACCGUGCUGGACGAGAACAAGAACACUGCCCUGCACUUGGCUUGUAGCAAGGGCCAUGAGAAGUGUGCCCUCAUGAUCCUGGCAGAAACCCAAGACCUUGGCCUUAUCAAUGCCACCAACAGUGCACUGCAGAUGCCACUCCACAUUGCUGCCCGGAACGGCCUAGCUUCUGUGGUGCAGGCCCUGCUGAGCCGUGGGGCCACAGUGCUGGCUGUGGAUGAAGAAGGUCACACCCCAGCACUGGCCUGCGCUCCCAACAAAGAUGUGGCAGACUGCCUGGCCUUGAUCCUUUCCACCAUGAAGCCUUUCCCACCCAAGGACGCCGUCAGCCCUUUCAGCUUCAGCCUGCUCAAGAACUGCAGCAUCGCGGCCGCCAAGACGGUGGGUGGCUGUGGCGCCCUGCCGCAUGGGGCCUCCUGUCCCUACAGCCAGGAGCGGCAUGGUGCCAUUGGGUUAGAUGGCUGCUACUCCGAGUAGCCCCCUCCAGGUUCCUCUCCCUGCCGGUGGCUUGAUACCCUAUUCUAUUUAUUUAGAGAAAAGUCUAACCCU